AUGCACCGCCAAAGGGUUCGCUUGUACAUACCCAGCACCUCCGAUGGCCCCUUUAGCGAGCUCGAGAAAGUCGGCGACUAUGCCUUCCAUGACCGACCAGCUUCAGGAUCACCACCCCACUUGUUGCCAGGCAACUCCCUCUCUUCUUCGGAUGCCACCUUAGACUCCCCUUCUACGAUACUAUGGUACCUUGACCCAUCUUCCUGGGAGCUCGCACAUGCGCCGUACGAUGGAUGCCUCGCCUGCGGAGAUGACAGCCUCAAGUUCUUCGUCGAUACACUACAAUCCUGGAUGAAGCAAUGGACGUCCCAAGGGCACUGCGCCUUUAUAAACCGUUCUCUCUACUCCGUCAAUCUCCCGCUCCCCAUUCAGGACGCCUACACCACCUUAGCCGCGUACCAGACCAAGACUUCCGAAACAAAAAGAAUGGUCCUACGCAUUGCCAAAGAGCGCGCAAGUAACCUUGUUCACAGCCAGCCACCAGAGCCGGCCGCCAUUGUGCUCGACAUGGCCAUGCAUCUUGCUCGCACCCAAGCCCUCGUCAUCUAUACCACGACUUGCCUUUUCGACGGGAACAUUAACGCUCGGGCCCAGGCGGAACACGGCAUUGAGGUCCUGUUAACCUGGGGAUAUCAGCUCCUCCAGAGUGCAUCCCUAGACACCUAUUCUGCGGGGAGUUAUGAUGCAUCGCAGAGCCGGGGUGGGGAUUCUGGCGAACCAACUCCUUUCAAUCUUCUGAGUAUCGGAGGCGACCUUAACUCGAUCUGGCAUACAUGGGUCUUUACCGAGUCUAUCCGUCGUACCUAUCUGGCCUCCGUACUCCUCAUGACGAUAUAUUCCACGCUUAAGGAAGGCUGGUCAGGAUGUCCCGGUGGCAUUGCAUUCACAGGCGAUGGAGGCUUGUGGGACGCCCCGUCAGCUUACGCCUGGGGAAGAGUCAUGAGGACGGUCAACAAUAAUAAGAUGGGAUUUGUGCCGAUACGCAGCCACAAGAUGGGCGAUGUAUUGGUUGACAGAAAAUAUGGAGAUGUUGAUGAUUUCACGCAUGCUUCUCUGAUCGCUGUCAUGGGGCUAGAAAGAGUCGAGCGAUGGAGAGAAGGUGUAAACUAG
Aspergillus affinis is the source of this 1110-nucleotide messenger RNA. RefSeq lists its product as uncharacterized. Bases 1 to 1110 code for a protein of 369 amino acids. The record is from RefSeq and is a predicted model, not a curated record. The transcript is spliced from 2 exons. NCBI's taxonomy places the organism in Eukaryota, Fungi, Ascomycota, Eurotiomycetes, Eurotiales, Aspergillaceae.